Molecule: messenger RNA, 1260 nt
Organism: Acanthaster planci (crown-of-thorns starfish)
Lineage: Eukaryota; Metazoa; Echinodermata; Asteroidea; Valvatida; Acanthasteridae
Product: thyrotropin-releasing hormone receptor-like
Source: RefSeq, a predicted model, not a curated record
AUGUUCCAACUUUUAAAAAAGGAAAGGGUAGAAGAGGGAGAUUCAGCAAAGGAGAUACUGCGAGAAGGGGAGAGCAAGACGAUGGGUUCUUCUAUUUCUCCGGGACUGGUUUGUGAUCCGACCAGCAGCUGGAACUUCACCAACGAUGAGGAGUCGGCAAAGGGGCAGCUCUACUCGGCUGCAGAUAGCAUCAUCGUCCCCAUCCUGAUGUCCGUGAUCGUGGUCGUGGGCCUGCUGACCAACUCGCUCUUCCUGCUGUCGGUGAUUCGCGUGCAGCACAUGCGGACGGCCACCAACCACUACCUGGUCCAGAUCGCCGUGGCAGACAUUAUGUACCUGGUCUCCGCGGCCGGCGACAAAAUCAUCCGCUUCGCUGCGUCGCCGGUGAGAUGGGACCGCAGGUGGUCGGGGGGAGCGGGCUGCGUUCUGACCCCACUCCUCGUCUCCUUAGGCUACUUCGCUGUCCUGUUCUUCAUGACGCUGGUCACGCGGGAGAAGUACCUUGCCGUCUGCAAACCCCUCAAGUACCGGGCAAUCAAUGCAGGCCGGCGCAUCAGGACGACCCUGGCUGCCUGGGCCGUAGCCUUUCUCAUCACGAGCUCCUUCAUUCCGUCCUCCUGCGUGUUCACUCCUCGGUGCAUCACCUGGCCGGCGGUGUGGCGGCGCUCCGACCUGCCCAGCGUCGCGGCAACGUGCAGCGCCGUCUAUGACUGGUGGAUCAUCUACACCGAUAUCAUGCAGACCACCCCCUUCUUUCUCGUCACGCUCCUGACCCUCUGCAUGUAUGUCUGCAUCGCCCGGGCUCUACGCGUGCAGGUGGCGGCGCAGACAGAAGGUUUACAGGGACCUGUGACGGCUCGCAAGAUGCAGACGCGCAGGCAGAUUAUCCACAUGCUGGUGUGCAACGGACUGCUGUUCAUCUGCCUCCUGGCGCCGUUCGAAUGCGUCUCCCUCGUGUCCUCCAUAUGGGACUACAUCCCUCACCCCUUGCUAACGAGUGAACAGCUGUGGCUCCUGUCGCAGAUCGCCAGGACGCUGGCCUACCUGCAAGCUGCCAUCAACCCGCUGGUGUACUACAUGCUCCAUCCUCGCUACAGGCACGCCUGCCUGGAGACUUUCUCAAGGGGUGGCACCAGUUCAAGGCAAGACGUAGACACGAAAGCACAUCGUUCCCACUUCACACUUCGGCCAAAGAAUAACGCCAACCCUCGUGAAAAGCAUUUAGACAUACUUAAACAGAGACCGAAGCAUCCCGUGUAG